AUGGAGAGACCCGGUGCACUCUGUGUUAUUGUUUCUCUUCUGCUUUGGCUGUCGCUUGAGAGCGUUAACGGGGGAUAUUACGUCAAGUACGGCACCGAAUCUAGAGUUGUGCCUGGGAAACUUAACGUUCACCUAGUUCCGCAUUCGCAUGACGAUGUCGGGUGGUUGAAAACCGUUGAUCAGUACUAUAUCGGAUCAAACAACACUAUCCAGAACGCUUGCGUGAGGAACGUGCUGGACUCAGUGGUGGAUUCGCUGCGUCGCGAUCCCAAUAGAAAGUUCGUGUUCGCUGAAAUGGCUUUCUUUACGCGUUGGUGGGAAGAACAAAGCCCGGAGACACAAGCAGAUGUGAGGAAACUUGUGAAAUCCGGACAACUUGAGUUUGUAAAUGGAGGAUGGAGUAUGAACGACGAAGCAACGUGCCAUUACAUAGAUAUGAUAGAGCAGACGUCAAUGGGUCACAGGUUCAUACAGCAGCAAUUCAACACAAGUCCUCGAGCUGCUUGGCAAAUCGACCCCUUUGGUCACUCCUCUGUUCAGGCUUACCUCCUGGGAGCAGAGUUAGGGUUGGAUUCCCUUCAUUUCGCCAGGAUCGAUUACCAAGACAGAGAGAAGCGAAAGAACGAGAAAUCACUGGAAUUCCUGUGGAGAGGAUCCAAUACUUUUGGUGCAUCAGCGCAGAUAUUCACAAAUGUGUUUCCAGUUCACUAUAGUCCACCAACUGGGUUUCACUACGAAGUCAGCGAUGAUUACGAGCCCCUCCAGGAUGACCCUCGUUCCGAUGCCUAUAACGUUAAAGAGAUGGUUGAUAAUUUCGUCAAUGCUUCUCUCUUUUAUGCCAAUGUGAGUCGAGGGAAGCAUGUGAUGUGGACGAUGGGUGAUGAUUUCCAGUACCAGUUUGCAGAGUCAUGGUUCAGGCAGAUGGACAGACUUAUCCAUUAUGUUAACAAGGAUGGCCGUGUGAACGCCUUGUACUCCACGCCAUCUCUCUAUGUUGAUGCAAAGAAUGUUGACAAUGUCACUUGGCCUCUCAAGACACUUGACUUUUUCCCAUACGCGGAUCGAGAAAACGCCUACUGGACAGGCUACUUCACCAGCCGUCCUGCUGUAAAACGAUAUGUUCGGGCUCUCAGCGGAUACUACAUGGCUGCAAGGCAGCUUGAGUUUCUGGUGGGGAAGAAAGCAGGAGGUCCAAACACUGGCAGCCUUGGGGAGGCUUUAGGAAUAGCGCAGCACCAUGAUGCUGUCACUGGAACUGCCAAGCAGCAUGUCACUAAUGAUUACCUGAAACGCCUUGCCCUUGGUGCUUCCGAGGCAGAAACUGUGGUGAAUUCUGCGCUGUCAUGCUUACUGAACAAGGCACCAAAUACUGGCUGCACACAGCCUGCAAUAGCAUUCAGCCAGUGCUCGUUGAUGAAUAUCAGCUAUUGCCCAGCUACAGAAGAAACCCUUUCUGGACAGAAAAGCUUGAUUCUGGUGGCCUACAACUCCCUUGCAUGGAAUCGUACAGAAAUCAUCAGGAUUCCGGUCAAUGAUGCAGGUCUGAGCGUGGAAGAUUCCUCUGGAAACAUCCUUGAUACUCAAUACAUCCCCAUGGAUCCUGUCACCAGCAACCUGAGAAAUAACUAUACAAAGGCUUAUUUGGGAAUAUCUUCACCGCAUGUUCCAAAGUAUUGGCUCGUCUUUAAAGCCACAGUGCCGCCACUUGCUUGGAACACAUUCUUCAUAUCUAAACCAAGCGGGGAAGGAAGCAAGAAACAGACAGACUCUCCAGUGAAGUUUAGUCCGAUGAAAAAUGUGAAAGAAAUUGGUCAAGGAAAUCUAAGGAUUGUGUUUUCUCCAGACUCUGGUCUUGUCGAACGGAUGUACAACUCCAGGACAGGAGCAAACAUACCGGUGCGUCAGGACUAUUUAUGGUAUGCUUCAAAUGCAGGGGACGAUCAAAAUUCCCAGGCUUCGGGUGCAUAUAUUUUCCGACCAAAUGCUUCUUUGGCGUAUCCUGUUUCGCCGAAACCAAAGUUGGAGAUAGUGAGAGGGGCUUUAGUAGACGAGGUGCACCAGCAGUUUAGUCCUUGGGUGGCACAGGUGAUAAGAGUGUACAAAGAAAAAGAGCACGCAGAGUUAGAGUACACUAUUGGUCCAAUUCCUAUUGGUAAAAAAAGAAACAUAGGGAAAGAGAUAAUAACGCGGAUGGUAACAAAUAUGACUACAAACAAGGAGUUGUACACUGACUCCAACGGAAGAGACUUUCUCAAACGGGUCAGGGAUAACAGAACAGACUGGCUUCUCCAAGUGAAUGAGCCAAUAGCCGGAAACUACUAUCCGCUUAAUCUUGGAAUGUACAUAAAAGACAAGAAAGCAGAGUUGUCGGUAUUGGUAGAUCGGGCAAGUGGGGGUGCCAGUAUUAAGGACGGCGAAAUGGAAUUGAUGCUUCACAGGCGUACCUGCAUGGAUGAUGGUAGAGGUGUAGAGGAGAGCCUUGAAGAAACUGUGUGUGUCGAUGAUGACAUCUGCUCAGGGUUAACGGUUCGUGGGACUUACUAUGUAAGCAUCAAUAAGCUGGGAGAAGGAGGGAGGUGGAGACGAGAGACUGCCCAGCAAAUCUACUCUCCUCUUCUCAUGGCAUUCACUCAUGAGACCAAGGACAAAUGGAAAGCCUCCACUUCUGUCCAAGGUUACGCCAUGGAUCCUCUCUACGCCUUCCCUCCAAACAUUGCUCUCCUCACUCUUCACCAGCUUGAUCAAGGCGACGUCCUUCUCCGCCUCGCCCAUGUCUACGAGGCUGAAGAAGACGGUGAUUACUCCAAACUCGCUAAAGUUGAGCUCAAGAAGUUGUUUUCCGGGAAAAUCAUAAAAGAAGUGAAAGAAAUGAGUUUGGCAGCAACUCAGGAGAAGGACAAGAUGAAGGAGAAGAUGAAGUGGAAAGUGGAGACUGAUCCCCAACAAGCUUCUUCUCCUCCGCUUAGAGGCGGACCUCUUGACAAGUCCGCUUUGGUUGUGGAGCUCGCUCCCAUGGAGAUUCGUACUUUCUUGCUUCAAUUUUCCCAGAAACCACGUACCAUUAGAAGAAGAAGAAAGUUGAUUCUCUGUUGA
Messenger RNA from Microthlaspi erraticum, 3093 nucleotides. The record is from the annotation of a GenBank genome assembly. Lineage: Eukaryota; Viridiplantae; Streptophyta; Magnoliopsida; Brassicales; Brassicaceae.